This is a messenger RNA of Oppiella nova, 339 nucleotides long. The record is from the annotation of a GenBank genome assembly. Lineage: Eukaryota; Metazoa; Arthropoda; Arachnida; Sarcoptiformes; Oppiidae.
AUGCACGUCACUUUGACCGUGAUUGUCGUAUAUUCCCUCAAGGGCGUCGUGAACGGAUCAUUCAACAUAGAUCGUCUGAGGCAUCAAACAGCAAAUCCAGAUGCGCUGGUGGAAACCAGUGGUAUGAGUCAACAGGCACUGACACAGUUGUAUCAACAAACCAAUGCGCCGCAAUACACGCUGAGUUUGAUCCAAUGGGAAUUGAUGCAAGCGCUCAAAGAAGGCGAAAUUUCCGACAUUAUCUAUACCCAAUUAAAUGAACAUCUUAGGUUCAUUACUGGGUUUAGCAACACCUUUGCUGGUGGGGAAACCGACUCCUCCACCGAUUCAAGCCCAUGA